This is a messenger RNA of Sinocyclocheilus rhinocerous, 2759 nucleotides long. RefSeq names its product ETS domain-containing protein Elk-3-like. The record is from RefSeq and is a predicted model, not a curated record. The transcript has 5 exons. NCBI's taxonomy places the organism in Eukaryota, Metazoa, Chordata, Actinopteri, Cypriniformes, Cyprinidae. The coding region runs from base 1 to 1242 and encodes 413 amino acids.
AUGCUCCGUGUCAGAGCUAUCCACACGUGUGAGUCAUCCAGCCUUGUUUCUCCAUCUACCACUCCGUCUCGUUCGUUCCCUCCAUCCGUCUCGGGAGAGCGUUGGCUCAGACAGCAGGAAGGCUGCAGUAAACGCCAGCCCGCCCUACCUCAACCUGAGGUCCUUUACUGUUCCUCCACCCAGGGCUUCCUGGUGUCCUGCAUCCCAACACUCAACACCAUCCCCUCAACUUCAAACAUCAUAAAGAAGGUGAUUGGCCAGAAGUUUGUAUACAAGUUCGUCUCGUUCCCUGAUAUUCUGAAGAUGGAUCCCCAAGUGGUGGAGCUCGGUCGGGACAGGGGUCACGUCGCAGGGGGCAUCAUGUUGCAGGAGGUGGAAUCAGAUUGCGGCGAGGGGGAGGAGUCUCCAAAGCUGUCGCUGUCAUCGCUGAGAAGCCCCACCUGCAGGAACGAGUAUCUCCACUCUGGUCUGUACUCGUCCUUUACAGUCAGUUCCCUCCAAAGCCCGCCUCCACUGCUGCGUCCAAUCAAAGUCGAGAAGCAGCGAGGGGGCGAAAGAGGGGAGGAGGGACAAACGGUGAUUCGCUUUGUCACUAAUCGAUCAGAAAAGGUCGUUCCCCUGGCUUCCUCGCCGCCACCUGCAUCCGCGGAGGUCUUCUUUGCUUCAAAAACCUCCCCUUGUUCAUCCUGUAGUCCCUCCCCUUCUCAUAGCCCUGUCUACACGCUGCGGCCGGAGCGCAGCCCGGAGGCUCGCAUAGACGAAUCAGAGCAGAGCGCUCAGCCUCUAAAUUUAUCAUCCGGCCACAGGGAGCGAGCCCAGAAUCGGGCCACGCCCCCCGAGAGGAGGACCGGUAGCAACGGACUGCCUCCCAAAGCUCGGAAACCCAAAGGGCUGGAAAUCUCCGCCCCUUCCAUACUGCUUUCAGGAAGUGACUUGGGCUCCAUCGCCCUCAACAGCCCAGCACUGCCCUCAGGGUCACUUACACCAGCCUUUUUCACUGCACAGACUCCGUCUGGUUUGCUGUUGACACCCAGUCCUCUCCUGUCCUCCAUUCAUUUCUGGAGCAGCCUGAGUCCCGUAGCCCCUCUCAGCCCAGCCAGGCUACAGGGCCACGGGUCACUCUUUCAGUUCCCGACCCUGCUGAAUGGGCCGCUCCCAGUACCCCUCCCCAACCUGGACUCCUCUUCAUCAUCCUCCUCCUCCUCCUCUCUCCUCCUCUCCUCCAGCGCCCAGAAAUCCUGAUUUCUGGACACUCCACAUAUUCCCUCCCCAGAAUCAUACCUUUGCUCUCACACUAAGAAGGAAUUAUGGACCUUCAUGUCAUUUUUGAGCCAGACUGCACUUCACCCUCUUGUGGCCACCUACACCUAUAGCACCCUUAAGUUCUGUUGAAUUUUGGACCAGCAAACUGUGUGUUUUCUUCUUUAACUCAGGCUGCAAUCCAAACAGCUCACCAAAAUUCCUCCGCAAGCUCUUAAAAUAGGGAAUUAUGAUGAGGUAAUGCCAAAGAACAUGAAGUGUUCUUUUGAGAAGAUGGGUGAGUCAUUGGAAACAGAGCCUUAGAUAAUCAGUAUCCUGGAGAAAGUGGCAAGUUAUUCAAGUUAUUUAUCAUAAUCUCAAUUUCAGAUAGAAACAAACGAUGCUGGACGACGUAAACACGUUUAAAACAGCGUAGACUUUCUAAAGCAAAACUUCAGCGUUCCCUACUGUUCUCCAUUCCUAAGGUGCUUCAACUGGAGAGAUCUCGACCAGUUCAAAAAGAAGAAAUGUUUAAACCAUAUUAAAGGAAUCUCAUUAGCAUUUAAGUCUCUUUUUAAUCUUCCCGAGGCUGUGAACCGGGUUUCUGUUCGUUUGUUGUUUGUCUGGUAUUGUAUUGUAUAAUAUUGGGUUGUAUGCACUGUGCUUCAAAUGUACUACCGGCUGUGCCUUUUUUGUGUAAGAAUUGUGUAUUUGUAUUAUUUUCCUGCUUAAAUACGUUUUUGUAAUAGACGAAAUUCCAUUGCAAUAUUGGAAAGAAAAGCUUUGUAAUAGCUUUCGGAUUUUUUUUCAUUAAUGAAUUGAUUUAAAAAAAAAGUGUAUUCUCGUAUUAAUUUUAUAUUUUUUGCUUUUCAAGAAUCAAGAAAAUGUGCCUUGUGUUUUUAAAAUAAAAACAAGCGUUGAAUGCGACGCAACGCUCUCGCGUCUGAACGAACACCUUGCAUUUGUAGAUGACAGACACACACACAAAUAUAAAAAACAGACGACAGAGAGUUCGCUGUAUGAAACAGGCCAUGUUUACUUCACUGAUUAAGAGAAAUAAAUAUCUGCAGUACAAAGAGUUAAACGGUCAAUUCAGCCGACAAGCUGGGACUGAGAGCGUCAGUGCUUCACGGAGGCGGAGCUUACAGGACACCACGCACUCCAUGCGUCCCGUAUACACACGCAAUCACGCACACACUCACGCACGCACGCAUCUCCAGAAACAAUCGACUCCGAUUUGACAAUAUUAAUUAACAUCUGUCAGUUCAAAAAAACAAAAAACAGUCAUCUAAAAUCUGUUUGAUUUCUUCUGCGUUCUUCAUGUUUAUAAAUGCUCGGAAAAAGAAACAUUGGUCCAACGCUGCUGUCAAAAAUGUUUGUUGUUGUUGUUAUUACCUUUUUUCUUUUAUACACAAUAUCGUUUUCUCUUCUGAAUAAAAUCAAGCACAAAUGUGGGACAGUCGGACUCCAACAUGCCACAUUAAGAUACCAUUAUUCACAGAAGGGUCAAUAUGUAACAU